This is a messenger RNA of Agrilus planipennis (emerald ash borer), 3926 nucleotides long. It is a transcript of the gene Rnp4F, whose product is annotated as squamous cell carcinoma antigen recognized by T-cells 3. The transcript is spliced from 4 exons. The record is from RefSeq and is a predicted model, not a curated record. Bases 85 to 2439 code for a protein of 784 amino acids. Gene Ontology annotation, biological process: RNA processing. NCBI's taxonomy places the organism in Eukaryota, Metazoa, Arthropoda, Insecta, Coleoptera, Buprestidae. Gene Ontology annotation, molecular function: RNA binding; protein binding.
UUCUCUUGUCUAUGAUACAUACACACUAACCUAAAAAAUAUAUUUCACUGUGCAAAAUCUUGAUAAUCUAAAUAAUUUUCAAAAAUGGAUAAAAUGGAAACCAGUGAUUCUUCUAGUUCCGAAAGUGAUGAAAACGAAAACGAACUGGAAGGUCGAGCUGAAGAACUUGAAAGACAACUUGCAGACAACAAAUAUUUAUACGAUGUACAUGUAGAAUUAGUGAAUUUAUAUCGUCAAAUAGGAGAUUUAAAAUCUAUGCGUGCUGCUUAUGAGAGAUUUUAUGAAUUGUUUCCUUUAACACCAGAACUUUGGUUAACAUGGUUAAAAAUAGAAAUGGAACUUGCUAUUAGUCCUGAAGAUAAAAAGAAUGUGCUUGGUCUAUUUGAGAAAGCAGUUGAAGAUUAUUUGUCAAUCAAUUUGUGGUUGGAAUAUGCUCAAUUUUCCAUGGGGGUAUUGGAAUCUGAUGAAGUAAGGAUAAUCAUAAAUAAAGGAUUGUCAGUAGGAGGACUUCAUGUUAGUGAAGGGUCUUUAUUGUGGGAUGUCCUAAGAGAAUUUGAAAUUACACAUUUAUCUUUAAUGGAAGUUGGUACUGAAGAGUGGCAGAAACAAUUACAAACGGUACAAGAGGUUUUCCGUCGACAGUUAUCAGUACCUCUUUUGGACAUGGAAGGCACCUACAGAGAAUGGAAAUUCUGGCUAGAACAACUUCCUGAGAACCAUGGACUGGAUGUAAAACAAGUUGAGUGGGCUUACCAGAAUGCAUUAAAAAAAUUAGAAAAAUACACUCCAUUUGAAGAACGUAUUCUAGAACUGAAUGAUGAUACAGAAAUUCUUAACUGCUACAGAGAAUACAUUAAGGCUUCUAAUGAUCCUUCCAUGUGUCUUUGUUUGUACGAAAGAGCAGUAGCAAAAUUAAGUUUAAAUACAGAGUUAUGGUCUGAAUAUUGUUACUAUUGCAUGAAACUAGGCGAAAUAUGUAAUAAGGUAGUCAAAAGAGCCUUGAGAAAUUGCCCUUGGUCAGAAGAACUUUGGAUUUGCUUGCUAAGAAUAUUAGAGGACCAAAAAAAAGAGCAAAAAGAAGUUACUGAAUCCUUAGAGCAAGGAUUAACCAGUAUAUCACCUACCCCAGGACUUAAUUUAUGGUUAGCUUAUUUGGAGUAUUUCAAAAGAAAUUCUGAAUCCACUGAACAUCUUCACAAAUUAUUUUCACAAGCUUUCCAUCAACUGGGGGAUAUUAAUGACCCUUCUUUCAUUUUGCAUAGAUGGGAAGCGAGAUUGUAUGUAAAGGAGGGGAAUUUUGAAGGGGCUCGUAAAAUCUGGUCUGAUAUCUUAAAAAACCCUAAUUUCAGGAAGUCUGCGAGUGCUUGGCUUGAAUAUGCAGCAUUAGAAAGACAAUCUAAAGAGCCACAAACGCUUAGAAUGAUUUUUCAAAGGGCAAUUUCUGUGCCUUUAGACUGGCCACAAUACAUAGUUGACGAAUGGACAUUAUUCGAAAGAGAAUUUGGAACUCUUCAAGAUAUUAUUCGCUGCGAAAAAAUCUGCAAAGAGAACCUUAAAAAACAUAUGCUCAACAACAGUAACCUUCCUGCAGAAAAUGAAAAAAGAAUAGAGAGAAAAAGGCCGUGGGAAGAUGAUAAAGAAAAAAUAUCCCAAUUCAAAAAAAUUAAGCAAACAGACCGCAAGCUAACUAAGAAACUAAAUCCUUCAGAUUUCGAUAAAGAAAAAUCUAUUUUCCUUAGUAAUAUGCGGUCAAGUGUAACAGAAGAAAAAUUGAAGGAACUUUUCCCGAACGCAGUAAAAAUCCUUAUACCUACUGAUAAAAGAGGAAAUUCAAGGUGUUUUGCAUACAUAGAAUUUGGAGAUAAAGAAGAAGCUGAAAAAUCUCUCCAAAGAGACAGGGAACCAAUAGACGGUCGGCCUUUAUUCAUAUCGAAAUGCAGGAGCCAAGAACAAACUGAAAAAAAAUUUAAAUUUCCUACGACAAAGGAAAAAAACAAACUGUUCGUCAAGGGAUUGCCAUUUUCAUACACAAAUAAGGAUUUAGAAGACAUCUUCAAACCUCACGGCGCUGUUGCUGUACGUUUAGUCACGUACAAGGAUGGACAAUCAAAGGGUUUAGCAUAUAUUGAAUUUUCUAACGAAGAAAUGGCUGAAAAGGCACUGAAAGCCACAGAUCAAAUGAAACUAGAAGACUCUACAAUUUCUGUAUUUAUAAGCGCACCACCUCCGAAAAAAUCCCCUUCGGAAGAAAGAACACUCUUAGGGGCGGGAAGAAAUGGUAGCACUUUACAACAUGGUCGCCCUCGUUUAAAAGUACCACUUAUUCCAAGGGCAUUGCAAUCAAAAGUAAUCAGCUCUAACUCAACGGAAACCAGUGAAAACAAAGCGACAGCAAAAAGCAAUGAAGAUUUUAGAAAAAUGCUACUGAAAAAAAGUUAAAAAGAAUGUUUGUUUUUCACAUUUCGAUCAUAAGUAUCAUAAUAUAUAAAUAGGCAGUAUUUUGUAUUUAGUUUAAGUUUUUUAAGGAAUAGUAAAACGAUAAGUAUUUCUGUUAAUUUUGUGUUAAAAUAAAAGUAAUUAAUGCUUAAAAUUUAACAAAAAUAUUUUAUUCUUUUAUAUGUAUACAUUCUCAACUUUUUUUGACAUAAAACUUAAACGUAGUUACUCAACCAUCAAUAAUUUCAUUUGUUUCUUAUUAUUACCUAAGAAAUAAUGUAAGUUUACUACUCCUUAUAGUGAUACAGAAGUUUUAUAACUUUUUUUUUGUAAAGCAGGUUUAAUAGCUUCAAGUACGACAAGAAGGGCUUGGUCCAAGGAGAUUGAUGGCUAAUCGGACUUUUUAGCACUUUGAUACUAUUAGCUUUCAAUGUUUAGGAGUACCUUAUAAUUGAAAAAUUAAAAAACGAUUUUACAAUAAAAACAAUAGAUGUUAUGCUUUCUAGUAAUUAGAUAAAACUUUGGAUGCUGAUAAACUAACGAAGUGAUAUGUAGACAAAAAAUAUGUAUCAGAACUUUUUAUAGAAUAUUUUAUUUUUUUUUUUUCAAUGAACCUCGUCCUGUUGUGUUGGCCUUUUUUUUAUAUAAACGAAAAUAUCUGUUAAACUAUUCUUAUAUUUUCUAAUAGUCUAUUAAUGAACCACCUUGGACCAAAGUUUAUUUCAUAUGUACUGCAUCUAUUAAACCUGUAAAAGCAAAAAAAUUGAAUCUUCCUACUACCCAAUAUCUUCUUUUUAAAAAUACAGUGUUCGUAGUUUUCUAAAGUAAGAAAAGGGCAUUGCCAGAUAAGUGUGUUGAUUUUGGCCGAGACUAAAUCGAAUUUUUAAUAAAAAAUCAAUAUCAGACAGUUAUAUCAACGCAUUUGAGUUAUCACUAUAUUUGAAUCAUUAUUUAUGUGCUGCAGAAACCAUUGGAUCCAAAGGCGCAACAACCUCCAAAACUGAGGUGUCUAAUAAGAAAAACGCACCUUGUUAUAAAUUUUGCCUACUUUGAUUACUAUUUUAAUAAAAAAUCAGCGUACAAGUUUAUGUCGUUGAAUUGAUGGUCUUACUUACAGUUCGAUUUUCUCUAAAUAAUACAUUUGCAUCGACACCCAUUACACUUGCCCAAUAAAGUAAUAAUACUAACUAAAAUUUAAAGUCAGUUUCAAAAUAUAAAACUUUUACUGCUAAAUAACAAAUUACUUUGCCUCCUAUGUCCUGCCUGUAAUUUUUUUUUUCAUAAACGUGACAUAAAAUAUAAAGAAUUUUAGGAACCUUGAUUCUUCAUAGAACACCGUGUAUACAUCAUUAAUAAAUUCUUCAACAUUGCGUGUAAUCAACUCCUUUGCAAAACAAAAUAACUUGUGACUAAUUUUCAGCCUAUCCAAAUUAAUAUAAUACGUCAUCCGUAUAUCCUAAUCUUUAAAAGCAGAUAAUUAAUAAAAGGAU